This is a messenger RNA of Cannabis sativa, 534 nucleotides long. RefSeq lists its product as uncharacterized. The record is from RefSeq and is a predicted model, not a curated record. Bases 1 to 534 code for a protein of 177 amino acids. NCBI's taxonomy places the organism in Eukaryota, Viridiplantae, Streptophyta, Magnoliopsida, Rosales, Cannabaceae. The transcript has 2 exons.
AUGACAAACAACGCUGCAGAAAGCCUUAACAACGUGACUGAAGAAUUCCGGGCAUAUCCAAUAACUACUCUAGUUGAGUUCAUAAGGUUCACACUACAAAAUUGGUUUGCUAACCGUCUCGAGAAGGCAAGUAAGUGUGUUACCCCUUUGGCAACUCAUUUUGAGGAAGAUUUGAUAAAGCAACACGAGGAUGGUAGACGUAGAAGUGUCCUACGUAACGCGCUUACUCAGAAUGUCAGUGUCUACGCUCUGUCAUCCCCCUAUUACACAAAGGACACGUGGAAGAAUACUUACGAUGCAACAAUUAAUCUUGUGGGCGAGGAGGAUGAAUGGGUGCUUCCAGAACACAUGCAGAACAUGAGAAUCGGUGUACCAGUGGAGAAAAAACCUGUAGGUCGUCCAAGAAAGAGCAAUGCAGGAAGACUACGGACUAACCGAUUUCCAUCGAACGGUCAAAAAGUCAAGGAACCACGCAAAUGUUCAAACUGUGGUGCAUUUGGACACAACAAAGCUACUUGCAAGGCCAGGGUUUGA